This is a messenger RNA of Camellia sinensis, 975 nucleotides long. NCBI's taxonomy places the organism in Eukaryota, Viridiplantae, Streptophyta, Magnoliopsida, Ericales, Theaceae. The record is from RefSeq and is a predicted model, not a curated record.
AUGAAUAAGAGUCAAAAUACGAGAUCUACUAGCAGUUCAAGUCAAAGUAGUGGAUUUGCACCUAUAUGUUCUGAAUGUGGGAGAAGACACAAAGGUGUCUAUUACCGUGCAACUGGUACUUGUUUCCGAUAUGGCAAAACUGGCCACGUGGUGAAAGAUUGUCAAUUCAUAUAUGAAAAUACCAAUCGUCUUGCGGCAAGUUUGGCCGGAUCCACUUCUGUACCAAGAUCAAAUGUGAGAACCAAUAAUGGGAAAGAAACUCUAAGGCAAGGUAGAGUUUUUGCACUUGUGCCUGGCGAUGUGCAAAAUACCAAAUCUAUGGUGUCAGGUACACUCCCUAUUUGUGCUCAGAGUGCAUAUGUUUUGAUCGAUUCUGGUUCUACACAUUCCUUUGUGUCAUAUGUUUUUUCUCGAAAAUUGACUAAACCAGUAGAGCCUAUGAAUUAUGUGUUAUCUGUAUCUACUCCAUCUGGGGAUUCUAUGCUGUGUGCUUAUGUGUAUCUGGCAUGCGAUGUUAUGAUUGGUGAUAUGCUAUUGUAUGUUGACUUGAUGCCUGCAGCUAUUGAUCAUUUUGAUUGCAUAUUGGGUAUGGAUUGGUUGACAAUACACCAUGCUAGGAUUAAUUGUGUUGCUAAAUCUAUUGUAUUUCGGCCACCUGAUUUGCCUGAAUUUGUGUUUUGUGGAAAUGGUGCGGUUCCUCUCUCAUAUUUGAUUUCUACUAUGAAAGCCAACAGAUUGCAUAGAAAGGGAUGUUGGGGUUAUUUGUGUUGUGUAUUUGUUGUGAAUAGGGAUAGUGCUAAUAUAGGGAAUAUCCCGAUUGUCAAUGAAUUUCCUGAUGUGUUUCCUAAUGAAUUACCCGGGGACCUAAUUGAUAGAGAAAUUGAAUUCACUAUUGAUGUAGUACCUAGAACACAACCAAUUUCUAAGACCCCUUACAGAAUGUCAAUCUCUAAAUUGAAAGAACUGAAAAUUUAA